This is a messenger RNA of Eleginops maclovinus (Patagonian blennie), 1684 nucleotides long. It is a transcript of the gene sftpbb, whose product is annotated as surfactant protein Bb. The record is from RefSeq and is a predicted model, not a curated record. The coding region runs from base 123 to 1202 and encodes 359 amino acids. NCBI's taxonomy places the organism in Eukaryota, Metazoa, Chordata, Actinopteri, Perciformes, Eleginopidae. Gene Ontology annotation, cellular component: lysosome. The transcript is spliced from 11 exons. Gene Ontology annotation, biological process: sphingolipid metabolic process.
AACGGUGGCGGUAUUGGACCCCACAGUGAUAUCCAUCCGCUGGUAAAACCGACAAAUAAGUGCGCUCUGAUGUUAAUAUAACAUCACCUGACUGUUUCACAUCGCUGUGACUUCUCUACAUCAUGGCAACGUCUGGCUUCACCCUGCUGAUCCUCGCCGUGUCUCUAUGGCCCGGAGACUCCAGGUUCAUAACAGACCCUUUGUCCUUCAUUAAACAGAAAUCUCAGACAUUAGAUAUGUGUUCAGAGUGCAGCCAGGUCAUCAAUCUGUCCGCCAACAGGAUUUCCAGCAGAACUACCAAGGAGAAUCUCUAUGAAACCUUACAUGCCCUGUGCCAACGCCUCCCAAGAGAACAGGCCUCAGAGUGCGAUUCACAGGUGAAGACCUAUUUGCCCCAAGUCCUGCAGCAAACCCCUGGUCACCUGAAACCACGAAAGACCUGUAUGGUUUUUGGACUUUGUGCUGCCCACGAGGAGGAGGAGCUGCUCAAACUCUCCCACCACGACUACAACACAGACAAAUCCAGCUUGGCUAUCGGCCAUGCUACAGCCACCGACAUCUCUGGUGUGUUCAACCCAGUUUGCACCCUCUGUAUAUUUCUUGUGAAGAAACUGGAGAGCCUAUUGCCCAAAAACAUGACUGAGGAUGCUUUGCAAAAGCUCAUGGAGGAGGUCUGUGAUCUCAUACCACACAGCUACAAGGACCAAUGUGACAAUUUUGUCAACAAAUAUGGCACGCAGAUAGUGGAAUUCCUCCUAUUGUCCGCUGCACCUCACACCAUAUGCACUCUCUUGCAUGUGUGUUUGUUCGAGGAGCAGCCCGUCCAAGAGUUGCCCCCCCCCUCUGAUUGCGAGUCGUGCCGCACGCUGGCGAUGCUCAGCCGACUUCACCUGGGUCUCAACUCCACGGAGCAUCUGGCUUCAUCUUUCCUGCAGUCUGUGUGUGCCCAUCACCCUAAUGCCAUCCCGAAGUGCGAGUCUUUCACCAAGAUCUACAGCUCUCAACUGGGGAAGGUUUUGGGAAACCAGAUGGCGGCUCCACAUGCUUGUGAACGAGCCGAUCUGUGUGUUGCCUCAAAGAAGUUGGAGUCGCUGGGAAAGAGUCGUUGUACCUGGGGACCGAAGUACUGGUGCAGAGACCUCCCCACUGCUCAGAUGUGUGGGAGUCAGGCGUACUGUGAGAAGUUCAUGUGGAAGGAGUGAACCAAACUGCCAGCCUGUGUGCACACAGAUCUGAUUUCUGUUUACAAAUAUAUUGCACUGAUCAACUACACAUUUAUUAAUGUAAUGCACUGAACUUUUUUUUAAACUUUUUCUGAGAAAUCAUCCAUAGCAUAAACUAUUUCAGUCAAUGAGUCUUAUAUUCAACAUUAAAUGGAACUAUUUGCAUGAACCGUCACAGAACUGAUGCUGGGAUUCAGUGUGAAAUAUCACACCCUGAAGUGGUUAACAGUACUAAUCUGUAUUUUAAAUAUGUCAUUGUGAAUGUGGAAACUGCAAAUAUAAAGUUCCUUGCAUGGAAUGAGUUCUCAGUAUGUAUGAGACUUGAGAUUUUAGACAAAAGCUGCUUUUUCUGUAAUCUUGUUGCUGUUCUUUGAUGCUUGGUGCCAAUAACUGCAUAUACAUGACAAAGUCCUGCUAUCAAAAUCAAAAGGUUUGUCAUUAAAAUUCAACAUACAAAAAUG